GCAAAUACCAAGCAGACAGAAACUAUUGUGUUUCUAGCCUGCACAAUUAGAGUUUGAAUCAUAAAGUUCUGAUAUGCAAAGCAUUGGGAGUUCAAUUGGAUUACAGUUCCCAGCUCUCCAGGAAUUGAGCAUUACAGUCCCAACAUUUGACAUGCUGGAAGAAUUUAUUGAUUUUAAGACGUUAAAGUGCCCACACGUUACACAGCUUUACAUUGGCAUUGGUGAAUUUAGGGACCCUUUAGAUGGUGCUUUUAAUAUCUCAAUGCAGCACAGCAAAAAUCUAGCAGCCAGUAUAAAACAGCAUAUUCCAAGUGUGACUAAGUUAAAGAUAGGUUAUUAUGAUUGUAAUAACAAGAUUGCAUUUUAUGAUGAGUUGGUUAGUCUUUACAUUGAUCAGCUUGUUCACAUCAGCAUCCCCUCCCCUAUGACUUUUACUGCAGCACAGUUUUCCUGCGAGCUUGUGCACUUGUCGCUGAAUCUCAAGUUGAAUACCUUGCAGAGCCUUCCAAACGUGUUUUUUGAAACACUGGAAUACUUGGACUUGGACUAUGCAGAUCCUAGAUUUGCAUGGGAGAAAAUGCUAAAGAAUGAUUUGACAGCUGAGAAUAUAUGCUUUAAGUGCUUGGAAUACUUGAAAAUCAAAUACAGAGAGAGUUUUGAGAAUGAGGAGGAUAAUGAAAGUGAGUACAUUGCUUUGGAAUGCCAGCAAUUCAUAAGCAGCCAGAAGGAGCAGCAGAAAAAACAGAGUACACUCAAUGCCUUGUGCCCCAGACUGAAGGAUCUGUGGAUUAGGAAUGCCACAGUCCCCAGACUCCAAAAAAUAAUGAGAUGUGGCUCUGACCAGUGGCCCUGUGUCAGGAGUGUAUUCAUAUACUUUGAGAAAUACGACAUUUCCUGUGACAUCAGAAAUGGGGGCCGAGUCACGUGACAGCGCAGACGCGUAAAAUAUGUUUAUGAUAUUUUACGCGUACGGCGAAUUCUGAAUAGUGAGCUC
Messenger RNA from Kickxella alabastrina, 994 nucleotides. RefSeq lists its product as uncharacterized. The record is from RefSeq and is a predicted model, not a curated record. Bases 74 to 928 code for a protein of 284 amino acids. NCBI's taxonomy places the organism in Eukaryota, Fungi, Kickxellomycota, Kickxellomycetes, Kickxellales, Kickxellaceae. The transcript has a single exon.